UGCGUCAUUUAAAAUUUGGCUCUAUAAUGACACUCCUCAUGUGCAACUUGUGUAUGAGCGCACAAAGUGGGGUGGACAGGAGAUAUCUAAAUGAAACUCUGUCAAUUGAUUCAAUAAAUAGCUUACAAAGGAACUCAAAUAUAUUGAAUGAUGCAAAUUACAAAAAUAUAACAAUUACAAAUUAUAAUUUCAAAAUAACCAAAAGAUCUGCAAACAUCACUGAAGAUAUCAUCACUACCGGUGAAGAGUUUUUAGAAUUAAAAAAUUCAAGCAGAACUAAAACGACAAACCCAAUUGAUAAUACAAAUGAAAUCAACAAUAAUACCAAAGAUGUCACAUCUGUUGAUUUAACAACAGAAUUCUACGAUCAAUAUAAUUACACUGAAGAACCGUGUGUGGGUGACCCGGAGUUCUGCAAUAUGACAAAGGAAGAAUAUUUGCUGAUGCUAUAUGACUAUAUAUAUCCGCAACCAUAUGAGUGGGUCCUAAUAGCUACACAUGCGAUAGUCUUCGUCAUUGGUUUGAUAGGCAACGCUCUUGUCUGCAUAGCUGUGUACAGGAACCACUCGAUGAGAACGGUCACCAAUUAUUUCAUAGUGAACUUGGCGGUUGCUGACUUUAUGGUCAUUCUUAUCUGCUUGCCACCGACUGUGCUAUGGGAUGUCACUGAGACCUGGUUCUUUGGUACUGCUAUGUGCCGGAUUGUAUUAUACUUUCAGUCGGUGUCAGUGACGGUGUCAGUUCUGACACUCACCUUCAUCUCAGUGGACCGCUGGUAUGCGAUCUGUUUCCCAUUAAAGUUCAAGUCGACAACCGGCCGCGCCAAAACUGCCAUCUUGAUUAUAUGGCUACUGUCUCUGUUGUUCAACGUGCCAGAAUUUGUGGUGCUGCAAGUGGAAAGGAAGAUGGAGCUGAGAUUCAACGUGCAGUAUUUCAUGCAGUGCACCUCCACCUGGUCAGACGAUAGUGACCUUAAAUGGCACAUAAUAAAGGCACUUUUCCUGUACACGUUUCCUCUACUGCUGAUGAUGAUCGCCUACUGCCAGAUCGUGCGAGUUCUGUGGAGGUCAGACAAUAUCCCCGGUCACACGGAGUCACAUAAACUGUGCUCAACGCCCAGCGGACAGACUAAUUGGCUGGCUGCCAACAGACGCACAACGCCCUCCAUCCACGCCAAUGCGUCAACCGAGGGCCAGCUGCGGUCGCGGCGCAAGGCGGCCAAGAUGCUGGUGGCUGUCGUCGCCAUGUUCGCCGUCUGCUACUUCCCAGUGCAUCUGCUUUCUGUACUCAGGGUGGCGUACGACGUGCAGCAGAGCGACGUGAUGACCUGCAUCGCGCUCAUCUCUCACGUCAUGUGCUACGCCAACUCCGCCGUCAAUCCUCUCAUAUACAACUUCAUGAGUGGAAAAUUCCGCCGAGAAUUCCACAGGUCCUACUUCAAAUGUUUGUGUUGCUGCUUCAACUCCGCAACUCCCGACCAGAACGGUACCUCCUUCGCCCCCAUCGGCAGCUCCAGAGCGGGCACCACUCGCACUGUCGUCAGAAGGAACGACUCCUGCGUCAGCUACAGACUGACGCAUCUCUCUCCUUCGAACCAACACAGCAUACACAGAGACUGCGGCAGGAACACCAACACGUCAUUCAUCGAGCAUAUGAACGGCAACAGACGUCCUAAGAUCAGAGACGACUCUAUCAGCGAAUCGGGCACCAGGUUCACCUUAGCGACCGAUGUCGGCAAAGAUUGACAUUUGGAUAAAGAUAAUUUCUUCGUCUGCUACAACAAUGACUUGAGGAACCGCGACGGAAUCGAAAGAUACAUUGCUAGGAGUACGAACAGCAUCGAUUGUAAACCUUAUUACGAUUGCUUUAAGGGUGCGGGUCCUAGUAGUGGGUGUGAGAAGACCGCGACGGUGACAGAGGAGAGACACAGCGACACGCACGCGGACUAUCGGGAGUGUGACAAGGAAUGGCGGGAAUUUUUCAGGGUCGACGACGAAACUAAAAACGGGUUUAAAUUUAAAUUUAAUCGUAGCUUAAACAGCUGUCAAAUUAAAA
This is a messenger RNA of Papilio machaon (common yellow swallowtail), 2055 nucleotides long. It is a transcript of the gene NGR-A5, whose product is annotated as orexin/Hypocretin receptor type 1. NCBI's taxonomy places the organism in Eukaryota, Metazoa, Arthropoda, Insecta, Lepidoptera, Papilionidae. Gene Ontology annotation, biological process: feeding behavior; G protein-coupled receptor signaling pathway. The transcript is spliced from 7 exons. Gene Ontology annotation, cellular component: membrane. Gene Ontology annotation, molecular function: orexin receptor activity. The coding region runs from base 27 to 1745 and encodes 572 amino acids. The record is from RefSeq and is a predicted model, not a curated record.